This is a messenger RNA of Acanthosepion pharaonis, 2727 nucleotides long. NCBI's taxonomy places the organism in Eukaryota, Metazoa, Mollusca, Cephalopoda, Sepiida, Sepiidae. The record is from the annotation of a GenBank genome assembly.
AUGUGGUCCCAGAGGAACCAACCUACACGAAAAGUCAAUGUGGUUACAGAGGAACUAACCUCACUGAAGUUCUAUGUGGUCCGGAGAGGAACCAACCUACACGAAAGUCAAUGUGGUUACAGAGGAACUAACCUCACUGAAGUUCUAUGUGGUCCCAGAGGAACCAACCAUACGAAAGUCAAUGUGUUUACAGAGGAACCAACCUCACUGAAGUUCUAUGUGGUCCCAGAGGAACCAACCCACACGAAUGUCAAUGUGGUUACAGAGGAACUAACCUCACUGAAGUUCUAUGUGGUCCCAGAGGAACCAACCUACCCGAAAGUCAAUGUGGUUACAGAGGAACUAACCUCACUGAAGUUCUAUGUGGUCCCAGAUGAACCAACCUACACGAAUGUCAAUGUGGUUACAGAGGAACUAACCUCACUGAAGUUCUAUGUGGUCCCAGAGGAACCAACCUACCCGAGAAAGUCAAUGUGGUUUACAGAUGAACUAACCUCACUGAAGUUCUAUGUGGUCCCAGAGGAACCAACCACACGAAAAGGAACCAACCUACACGAAAGUCAAUGUGGUUACAGAGGAACUAACCUCACUGAAGUUCUAUGUGGUCCCAGAGGAACCAACCUACGAAAGUCAAUGGUUACAGAGGAACUAACCUCACUGAAGUUCUAUGUGGUCCCAGAGGAACCAACCUACACGAAAGUCAAUGUGGUUACAGAGGAACUAACCUCACUGAAGUUCUAUGUGGUCCCAGAGGAACCAACCUGCACGAAAGUCAAUGUGGUUACAGAGGAACUAACCUCACUGAAGUUUAUAUGGUCCAGAGGAACCAACCUACACGAAUGUCAAUGUGGUUACAGAGGAACUAACCUCACUGAAGUUCUAUGUGGUCCCAGAGGAACCAACCUACACGAAAGUCAAUGUGGUUACAGAGGAACUAACCUCACUGAAGUUCUAUGUGGUCCCAGAGGAACCAACCUACACGAAAGUCAAUGUGGUUACAGAGGAACUAACCUCACUGAAGUUCUAUGUGGUCCCAGAGGAACCAACCUACACGAAAGUCAAUGUGGUUACAGAGGAACCAACCUCACUGAGUUCUAUGUGGUCCCAGAGGAACCAACCCACACGAAAGUCAAUGUGGUUACAGAGGAACUAACCUCACUGAAGUUCUAUGUGGUCCCAGAGGAACCAACCUACACGAAAGUCAAUGUGGUUACAGAGGAACUAACCUCACUGAAGUUCUAUGUGGUCCCAGAGGAACCAACCUACACGAAAGUCAAUGUGGUUACAGAGGAACUAACCUCACUGAAGUUCUAUGUGGUCCCAGAGGAACCAACCUACACGAAAGUCAAUGUGGUUACAGAGGAACUAACCUCACUGAAGUUCUAUGUGGUCCCAGAGGAACCAACCUACACGAAAGUCAAUGGUUACAGAGGAACUAACCUCACUGAAGUUCUAUGUGGUCCCAGAGGAACCAACCUACACGAAAAGGAACCAACCUACACGAAAGUCAAUGUGGUUACAGAGGAACUAACCUCACUGAAGUUCUAUGUGGUCCCAGAGGAACCAACCUACACGAAAGUCAAUGUGGUUACAGAGGAACUAACCUCACUGAAGUUCUAUAGGUCCCAGAGGAACCAACCUACACGAAAUUCUAUGGUCCCAGAGGAACCAACCCCGAAAGUCAAUGUGGUUACAGAGGAACUAACCUCACUGAAGUUCUAUGUGGUCCCAGAGGAACCAACCUACACGAAAGUCAAUGUGGUUACAGAGGAACUAACCUCACUGAAAUUCUAUGUGGUCCCAGAGGAACCAACCUACACGAAAGUCAAUGUGGUUACAGAGGAACUAACCUCACUGAAGUUCUAUGUGGUCCCAGAGGAACCAACCUACACGAAAGUCAAUGUGGUUACAGAGGAACUAACCUCACUGAAGUUUCUAUGGUCCCAGAGGAACCAACCUACACGAAAUUCAUGUGGAGGAACCAACCUCAAUGUGCUUACAGAGGAACUAACCUCACUGAAGUUCUAUGUGGUCCCAGAUGAACCAACCUACACGAAAGUCAAUGUGGUUACAGAGGAACUAACCUCACUGAAAUUCUAUGUGGUCCCAGAGGAACCAACCUCCCCGAAUGUCAAUGUGCUUACAGAGGAACUAACCUCACUGAAGUUCUAUGUGGUCCCAGAGGAACCAACCUACACGAAAGUCAAUGUGGUUACAGAGGAACUAACCUCACUGAAGUUCUAUGUGGUCCCAGAGGAACCAACUACACGAAAGUCACAUGGAGGAACCAACCUCCUGAAAUUCUAUGUGGUCCCAGAGGAACCAACCUCCCUGAAAGUCAAUGUGGUAUACAGAGGAACUAACCUCACUGAAGUUCUAUGGUCCCAGAGGAACCAACCCCACACGAAAGAACCAACCUACACGAAAGUCAAUGUGGUUACAGAGGAACUAACAGAAUUCUUUGAUUUCCCACUGAAUUUCUAUGUGGUCCCAGAGGAACCAACCCACACGAAAGUCAAUGUGGUUACAGAGGAACUAACCUCACUGAAGUUCUAUGUGGUCCCAGAGGAACCAACCUCCACGAAAGUCAAUGUGGUUACAGAGGAACUAACCUCACUGAAGUUCUAUGUGGUCCCAGAGGAACCAACCUACACGAAAGUCAAUGUGGUUACAGAGGAACUAACCUCACUGAAAUUCUAUGUGGUCCCAGAGGAACCAACCUACUGA